Alternaria rosae is the source of this 735-nucleotide messenger RNA. RefSeq lists its product as uncharacterized. The transcript has 2 exons. The record is from RefSeq and is a predicted model, not a curated record. Bases 1 to 696 code for a protein of 231 amino acids. Lineage: Eukaryota; Fungi; Ascomycota; Dothideomycetes; Pleosporales; Pleosporaceae.
AUGACGGGUCCGUUCACCUUGCGCAAUCAGGCCGAGUCAUCUCUACUCAGACUGCCUGGCGAGCUGCGCAAUCGUAUCUUUGAGUUAGUUGUCGGCGGAAACAUCGUUGUUGUAUCCACUUGGACCCAGCAACCGGCAAAACCCUUCGUCUAUCUCACCUCCGCUGAUUCUUCUGGAUCCGACGCAAAAGGCACCCAGGCGAGCAGUCGUGCACCUGCAUUGGGAAUCUUUACCAUCGGCCUCGUAUGCCGUCAGCUACACCAAGAAACAGCCCUCACCCAGUACAUAAAGAAUAUCUUCCACUUCGACGACAUGGAAGCUGGUCGAGCUUUCGUGGACGGUCUCACUAGUACACAGCGAGCGCUGCUCACGUCUAUAUCCCUCAACGUCGAGGGUUACUUCGGCAUAGAUUUUUCAUGGGAUUUUAUCUCAAGUAUGUGGAGGUACGUUGCGGACAACGACACCGACAUGUUCUUACCUGAGCUGGAGCGUGUCUACAUCAGUGUAGAUGACCAGAAAGGCUCUCUUCAGGCGAAGGAGAAAGAGGUACUUCACGCAAUUGGGCGAAAGCUGAAGAUCCGUAUAGCACGCGAGGAAUGUGUUUCGCUUAUGAACCUUGAUGUGUUCCAGGGAAUGGAGAACCGAAGUCAAGCAAAGACAACCAAACUGAGCUGGAAUGGUGGGGCACCCGUCUAAUCGGGGGGUCUUUUGUACCGACACCACGAAAUCCAGUCG